Messenger RNA from Pocillopora meandrina, 7025 nucleotides. Lineage: Eukaryota; Metazoa; Cnidaria; Anthozoa; Scleractinia; Pocilloporidae. The record is from the annotation of a GenBank genome assembly.
AUUUGCGCUUUGUUCUUAAUAGGAAACAGUACGAACUGAUGUCGAGUACUUUAUACUAUUUAUUUGCGAAAAAGUGUACAUUUGCAAGAUAUAUCCCCUCUUCCUAAAGAAUCUGUUACAUCGAAAUGUCAUCAGUGAUUUCGUUCCUGUCGUGGACGGCCACUAUCGCAACAGUUGGAUUUUUCAUCUCAGGCGUGUGAGUAAAUUAUGUGCGACUCUGCCCUUAAACUUCUUAUUGUAAUAUUCCUCAUGAACUUUCUUUUCCCAAGCUAAAGGGAUGGGAAACAAUACGUCUGUAGAACUACAUAAAUUUUACCUAACUGAGACUAAAAUUAUCUAUGGUGGUGCAACGAUUUUGUUCAAAUAAGAGGCAAGAUUUCCGUAUGACCCCAAUACGUUAACAUUUACGUAUGCAUACAGCUCAUGGAUGAAAGAAAACACAGGCAAAGUAAUAGAUUCCUUAAAAGACAAUGUUUUUGUCUUGGAAAAGUAUGAUGUUAUAUGGAAAUCUUCCCGAAAUGUGAGCACACGCAUACACUGAAGUGAAGAGAAAGGAUUCAGAACACGUAGCUCGAUAACUUCUAAUCAUUAAUUGCCAGCAAAAGUAAAUCUUUGGUAUAAAUAUUGGUAUAUGAGGCAAGGAUUUCCAUUUCUUGUCAACUUUAUGUUCCUUUAUGUUCCACAAACUUUUCAUAUCUGAUUGUACACUUCAAGAUGAAACUUUUCCUGACAUUAGACUCUAGUUGUUGCUUGGGGGGGCUUGUAUUUUUAGUUCUUUGAUUGGGUAAUUGAUUUUUUAAUGGCACUGUUGCUGAGAGAACAAUUUUCUUGUCCUGAUAUUCAAUUGAUUGGGUGGCAAUCAUUUGCAUAAUUUGAUAAAUGUGAUUACUUUAUAAAUAUGUAGUAGGCCAGCCUAGUGAGAACAUCAGUGAAGGGAUAAACUUAGGUUAGUUUCUGGAGAAACUAUAGGGGGUAUUAUGGGAAAAUUUGGUUUCAACAACUGAGUUGAUGAUGUGAAUUAGCCACUGAGAAGAAUUUCCCGAGCCCUUCAUCAACUCAUUUGAUAACACCAAUCUAUCUUGGUUGAGAACAUAGCAUUAAACUAAUGCUACGAUACAACUUCAAUUCAUGUUUUUAAAUCAUGUUUGUAGUUUUAACUGUAUAAUAAAGUUUUAUUUUUACCAGCCUUUAAUACAGAAAUAAAAAGUGUACAGCCAUAAUUCAUGUCAUUUUGGCCUUUUGGACAGGUUGACAUGUCAGAAAAUAGUCCAGAAUGGAAGCACUGAUAAUGUGCCUCUCCUGCCAUUUGUCACAACAUUUCUUAAGUAAGUAAUUUCUGCUUUGUGGUCAGUAAUGAGCAAUUUACUCGAUAUGCUGGUUUUGCUUAAAAGCCUGUCCAGAUAAGUAGACCUUGUGGCAUAAAUUUUGCCUCCCUUGUUCAUCAGAAAUUUCAGUCAGCUUGUUACCAAAGAUAAGAUUUAAGUCUGUUUGCUGUAAACAGGGUGUGAAAUUAAUUUUUUUUUCUGAUAGUCACUUGGCUCCUAAAUUCUUCAAAGUGGUAGCCAAUUCAAAAAAAGUUGGUCGCCAUUUUCAAAGACAAACAAAAGCUUUUUUUUAUGCUGUCAUCGUUCUAGAAAUUAAGUUAGAAAAAGAUCUUUAACUUGCUACAAAGUGGACACUAGGAUGGAUGAUAUGCAAUGUUCAAGCUCACCUAAAUCCAAGAUGGCGUCUAGUUAUCGAUCGAGAUGCAUGUGCUGCAUUUUGGAAACAAACCUAAUGUGGAAAUUUGCUGCGGAUUUAUCUUUGCAAAUCUUUUUAAUUCACUAUAUCUCUAGGUAAGGUCAUGAUGAAACAUUCUAGUUGCCAAUUUGGCAACUAACUUUCAGGAUUUGGUCGCCAAAGUGAAAAAUUUAGUUGCAUUGGCACCUGUAUUAGGUGCAAUUUCACGCCCUGUGUGAAGUAGAGGAAGCCUUUCAAAGUUUCAUCCUUGGAACUUAAUUGAGAGUGGAAAAUUUCCAUAGCUCAGUUACAAAGAUAUUGUCAACAAUUUAGUUCAUUCUGGAUACAGUAGAAUGUACAUUAUUUAACCUUUUAACUCCCAAGAUCUCAUUAUUAAUUCUCCUUACCAUUUGCUAAAUGAUUCUCAUUGUGUUAGUUUGGAGAAUUUGGCAUCGGAUCAAUUGGUAAUCUCAUAAUUGAUAUUUUUCUCUAUUCUCAUCACUUGUCUGCAUGAUACUGUAGAGUUAUAGUAAGGAGAAAUUCUGUCUUGGUCACUCACGGGAGUUAAAAGGUUAAUUUUACAAUGUAUUGUAAAAUGUUUGCUUAGCCAAGAUGUAUUGCUAUUUCCUUUGUGUACAGCUGUAUGAUGUGGGCAAGCUAUGGUAUUCUUAAGAAUGAUUCUGCACUAAUUCCAGUCAAUUUAAGUGGAAUGAUGUUACAAGUACUUUACAUUUUGUGUUUCCUUUACUACUGUAAACAGAAGGUAAGGUCAUUGAUAAUAAAUCCACACACACCAAUCUAAGUGAGGUCUCAAGUAGAGUUUGUAUUUCUUCUUCAUAGAUCAUUUGCUUGUUUUUUUAUUUGUUUGACUGUCUUAAUCCUAUCAAUUAGAUAGAUACAAACUAUAAUAUGUGCUGAUAUUUUGUGAGUUGCAUUGUAUUUUCCAACCUGCAUAAGGACAAGGAAAAAAUAUGAGCAAUUAGUUAACCAUUUGCUUGUAUGAUAUGUUAAACCAUUUAAAUGUAAAAACAGAAGUUGGGAUCUUUUAGUGUGGUCUUUUAAUUGUUCUGUUUUCUGUUGGUUUUUUUUGCCCUGUUCUAAAGAGUAGUAUUAAGUAGCAUUAAUUUUGCUUGAAUGUUCCAAUGCCCUAGUAUCAAAUGAUAAAAUGGCAUAUACAGGACUUAAAAAGCAGGAUAAAUUUACAUUAAGUAAUACUUUAAACGAAUUAUUUUGGGCUUACCAUUUUAUAGAUGGACCCUUGCUGCAGACCGAAAAAGUUUUUAAGGAAAGGGGGUACUGUAAACUGUUCAUCACUCAGUAUACCAAAUCUUAUGGAGUUCUCUUCUACCUAAGGGAAAAGAACUCAAGAUCAUUUUAUAUGCUGCACUUGUAUCACUGGCAUUAUACUUUUACAUAAUGCAAUAUAUUACAGAGGAAACCCAGCGGGUUGCACAUCUUGGAUUUGCAUGCAUCAUCUUUACUGUUACAAUGCAAGCCUCACCAUUAGCAGCAGUGGUAAGCAAAAUGUACUUGAUUAUCAUGUUUUAAUAUGUGUCUCAGCCAGAGUUCCCAGUAACCAUGAGAUGUUAUUUGUAGAAGUCUGCUGGAACAAGUUCAGCUUUCAAGCUGAUCAAAAUGUCUUAUAAAAUGAACUCACAUUACAUUAAAUAAACAGCAAGCACCAAAAUGUACAAAAUUUUGUAAUAAGAAUAAGCAAUUUUGGUAUUUGAUUUUCCCUGCCAUGGGCCAAUUGGGAUUGUAUGGGCAUUGACUACCUGUAGGAGUUUGUCAAGGGUCAAGGGUAAAUGGUCGGGGGUCAAAAAGUUAUUUUAAAUUAUCAGGAAAAUUAUUUAUGAAUGUCUCACAACUCAUUCAAAUCAAAUUUCACUGACUCAUGCUUUCAUGACUUUCUAGUACAUGCUUUUGCCAUGUUUUUGCCAUAUUUGUGUCUGUGACUGUAACCCAUGUUGUCUUAAACUUUUUCAUUACCAUCAUCUGUCUGUUAUACUGAUCACUGCUUUCUUCUUUUGUGGAUUUCUUUGGACAUAGUUUUUCCAUUCAAACUCAAAUUACAGCAGAAAAAAAUGUAAACACUAAGGAUGCUGUUUUGUCAACAGCUGGUGACACAUGUAUGAUUUGUAUGAAAGUAUUGUUUUAUAUCUCAAUUAAACUAUGAAAUGAUGAUAUUCAAGUGAUGCAGCUUGUCACCCAUGCUGUGCAUUUGGAGAAAUCAAAUGUUUUAGAGAAAGAAAUCUUGAUUGCAAAAUUCUUUGAAAAAAAGAAAAUUAAAAGGAAAUUAGAAUAAAUACUAUUUAAUAUAUUCACUGCAAUGGUUAUCCCAUUUCUCCUGCAGGCUAAAGUUGUAAGGACCAAAAGUACAGAGUCCAUGCAAUUUAUAUUCUCAUUUAUGAUGGUUCUGGUGUCUUUUCUUUGGCUCUGUUAUGGGAUUGCUGUGGACGACAUCAACAUUAAGGUGCAAAUGAAGUCUUAAUUUUAUAUUUGUAUGAGUUAUUGGGAUCGACAUCAGUAUCUGAACAACUGCACACCUACCCCUCCCCUAACCCAACAUUAACCUUAAUGUGAUAUUGGUUGACUGUGGUUUGGUUAGGGGAGGGGUAGGUGUGCAGUUGCUCAGAUACUGACAUUGAUCCAUUUAUUGUAAUUGGUGUUGUUAUUAUGCUAAAAAAAAGCACGAUAUGACCACUGGAUUAUUUGCUGUAAAUCCCCCUGGAUGGGUUACCCAGGGGUCUUUCAUGUGUGAACCUCACCACCACCCUUCCCUCUCCCAGUAUUUAAAUAAUCAGGUUUCCACAAUGUAGCACUUCAUGUUAAUCAGCUUUUAAAUUGAAAUAACAAAGUUUGGCAUGGUGACAGAGAAGAUGAAGGGUGAAGACAAUAUUGUACAAAAGUUUUUGAUGCAGCUCAUUGUUUUCUGCCUGACUUAACAGGCCUUCAAGCUGGUUCACAAGUGUACAUUAUAAAUUUGUUUAUUUUUUUUUAUUUUUCUUCUUGGUUGGCAGGUCCCAAAUGCAAGUGGAGUAAUAUUGGGUCUCAUUCAAUUGAGUUUGUUCUGUAUUUAUCCUUCCAAACCUCCUAGACAGCAGUGACUUUGUAAUAAUUUAUUUAUGUUUGUGAAACUGUUGCCUGAAGUCGUCAAUUCUUGUCUUUCAAGUCUUGACGUAAAAUAGGUCAUUUUUUAAGCGUGAUGUUUCAGCAGGGAGUCCAAAUACUGAGGGUCAGUCGGUGGGAAUUCUAUAUGACAUCGUGUUAUUUCGCGAUAUUUCGCGUUUCAACUCCGUUGAUUAACAAAAAUAAAGUACGAUGUAUUCUGCCAUUCGUUUUGGUAAAAAUACACAAUCAUCAGUGGUUUUUUGGCAGUUUCCCAAGUGUCUCAAACUUAAUUUACGAAUGAACGACUGUUUUAUUUAUGAUGUCUGGUCAAAGCACGCCUGUGUACUAAGGCCUAGUUCAAACGUCGAUCUUUACAUGCACCGAACCUAACGUUUCUAUUAAGUACAUGUAAAGAUCGACGUUUGAAUCAAUUAGGAUCGGUAGAUUUGUAUUCGGAUCGACAGUGCCGUUCUAUCCGACUCGGCUAGUCGGAUAGAACGGUAAAAGAUCGGCAUUGAUUCAUACGUCGUACUUUACAUGUACCGAACUUAAUGCAUACAUUAUACAUACGUUAAAAUAAUUAUGUUUUACCCACAAUUCAAGAAAGUUCGCUUACGUGCCAUGCGCGAAAGCCUGCGAACCAUUCAAACAAUAUGGCGGGAAAGGAGGAAGGCUAGUGCUCCUCUUGUUUUAUAACCACAAAAUAUACCUGUCUUACGUGUAAGACACGAACGAACUGGACGAGGAACUGUGAUGUUCCUUUGGGAAAUAAGCAAUAAUAGAAGGCAAGCCAAAUUCAAAACUCGUCUUCUCCUGGCAGCAAGGUUGUUUAAUGCUAACUGCAUCUUGAGUCGCCUUUUUCUACCCUCCUUAAUCGCAUUUGCAAGAAAAACAAGCUCUUCAUUUCCACAAGUUGUGCUUUCCGCAUUUUUUUCCGCCAUUUUGGUAGGCAUUAACCGCUGACUACAAUGGAGUUAUGUUCAGUUUUGCAAUUAGGAUCGACUAAAUUCGGAUCGACGUUUGAAUCAACUGCCGCUCUUAAUUAUUCGAGUCGACCCAAAUUGCAAUUAGGUUCGGUACAUGUAAAGAUCGACGUUUGAACUAGGCCUAAGACUAAUUGUUGACCCUGUCGUUUACACAAAACGUUAUUGCUUUCUGAGUAUUUUGAUAACAUUGACUUCGAGAAGGCAUUUGACACACUGAAUUUUGAUUUUUCAAUAAGACCUUGGCAUUAAUUAAACUUUGUUCCUUCUUUCAUACAUAACAUUCGAGCGCUGUUACUAAAGUAUAAAAAUGUAUCAUGUGAAGUUAUGAAUGAUGGAUUUGCUACUGCCGGGGUGCUUUUCUCUAGAAAGAAGCGUCAGACACGGUGACCGCUUUUCUCUGUAUUUAUUUAUUACUGUUGUCGACAUUUUGGCUGUAAAAAGGAAAUGGAGAAUGUAGGUAGUAGUAUUCAGGCUUUUAAAAUCGAGCACGAAACACUCAAACUAUUUUCAUUUACGGAUGACAUUUUCUAAAAGAUAAAUCUUCCUACACUAGUUUUAAAGCUAAUCACGAGAAAAGAAAAAAAAAAUUUUCGGAAACGGUACUUUAUAGAUUGUAGAUAUUCCAAAACACAAUACUUGCGUCACCAUUAAAAGUUUGGGGGUGUAGUUUUAGCUAUGAUAACAAAGGGAAGCCUUUAUAUUUAGACGAACGUAAAAGGAUAUUAAAAGAUAAAUACAAGGAAAUGGGUCGGACUUUCAUUAGUAGGAAGAAUAGUUAAAACAUUUACUAUCCCUUAAUUAUGUUCUAAAGAGCAACACGAAUGAAACAUAGCCUAGUUUGAAUUACAAUCGUAUGUAGAUAAGCCUCUCUUACUCUGAGUCAGAUUCGACUGUCACACAAGGAGUAAAGGGGAUAUGUUUCUUAAGAAACUGUAAUGCUGCGUCGCUGGGUAAGUUUAACAAGGUAAUUUGAUAUCAACUGAGUUCAUAGCGUAAAUUGGCCAAUGUGAAGAGUUUCAAAGCUGAAUUUUCGAGUGUUAGCUCUUCGUCCUAGCGAAUUGAGGAAUUGUAGGUUUUGUGUGUGUGUUUAUAUGCAGAAAAUGGAGCUAUCCUAUUGGUGGGAGUAUGGUAAAAAGAAAAACAAGAAAAACAAGAAUAAAUUAGUUGUAUGAAAAGUUUUUGUUGAUACCGUAGGGAUUAAAAGUGCCG